Brienomyrus brachyistius is the source of this 3509-nucleotide messenger RNA. Its product is annotated as nuclear receptor-binding protein-like. Lineage: Eukaryota; Metazoa; Chordata; Actinopteri; Osteoglossiformes; Mormyridae. The record is from RefSeq and is a predicted model, not a curated record. Gene Ontology annotation, biological process: intracellular signal transduction; endoplasmic reticulum to Golgi vesicle-mediated transport; protein phosphorylation. Gene Ontology annotation, molecular function: ATP binding; protein kinase activity. Gene Ontology annotation, cellular component: endomembrane system; cytoplasm. Bases 436 to 2019 code for a protein of 527 amino acids. The transcript has 18 exons.
AAUAUGGGGCGUUUCAGUGAUGUGUGUAGUAACGCAGUGCAUUAGCUUUUAGAUUGUAACAUAUCUCUUAAAUAUUAUAUAUGAAGUCUUAUUCACGCAUGAGGUAGUGUGCGCCUCGCUAGGUGUCUAGAUAGCCCACUACCCACAUACGUACACUAGUGAGUUGGGUAGAGAACCGGCAUACAUCGGAUUUACGCUUUGGGCAAGUCAUUUUUUAACAUACCAAGCACGCCGUCUGUGUGAGACCCUAAGACGCGUCUGGAAGAGGAGCAGUCGGCCGUAUUCGGGCCGAAAUGAGCGGAUGGUCAGCCUGCUCUUUCGGUGGACUGACUAGCAUUUUAUUUGUCCGCCGGCUUGACCGUGUUGACAGCUGCAGGUUGUGAACAAACACUGAGCUUAGUCACACGUGAGUCUAGCAAAAGCAGAAGGGACAGGAUGUCAGAGGGGGAGAGCAAGACAACCACAGCCGGUGAAAGCAAGCUGGAGGCAGGAGUCCCUGCUGCCCAGGGUGUAUCCUCCAUGUCUCCUCCAGUGUCCUCCGUCACGCCGGUGGCCCCUGCUCCCGAAGAAGAGGAGGAGAGUGAGGAUGAGUCUGAGAUUUUGGAAGAGAGUCCUUGUGGGCGGUGGCAGAAACGUAGAGAAGAGGUAAACCAGCGUAAUGUCCCUGGCAUCGAUGUUGCCUACCUGGCCAUGGAUACAGAGGAAGGUGUGGAGGUGGUUUGGAAUGAGGUUAUGUUCUCGGAGAGGAAGAACUUCAAACUUCAGGAGGAGAAAGUCAGAGCCAUUUUCGAUAAUUUGACUCAGUUGGAGCACCUGAACAUUGUGAAGUUUCACAAGUACUGGGCUGAUGUGAAGGAGAACCGUGCCCGGGUCAUUUUCAUCACUGAAUACAUGUCUUCUGGGAGUCUGAAGCAGUUUCUGAAGAAGACAAAGAAAAAUCACAAGACCAUGAAUGAAAAGGCCUGGAAGCGAUGGUGCACUCAGAUCCUUUCUGCUCUCAGUUAUCUCCACUCCUGUGAUCCACCAAUAAUCCAUGGAAACUUGACAUGUGAUACCAUUUUCAUUCAGCACAACGGGCUGAUCAAGAUUGGCUCAGUGGCACCAGACACUAUCAACAAUCACGUGAAGACGUUCCGGGAAGAGCAGAAAAAUUUGCACUUCUUUGCACCCGAAUAUGGAGCAGUGACAGAUGUCACUACAGCAGUUGAUAUCUACUCUUUUGGAAUGUGCGCCUUAGAGAUGGCUGUGCUUGAGAUCCAGAGCAACGGAGACUCCACCUAUGUGUCGCAGGAAGCUAUAAAUAGCGCCAUCCAGUCCUUGGAGGACCCUUUGCAGAGAGAGUUCAUUCAGAAGUGCCUGGAAGCAGACCCCCACAAGCGGCCCACAGCCAAGGAGCUGCUGUUCCACCAGGCCCUGUUCGAGGUGCCUCAGCUGAAGCUGCUGGCUGCCCACUGCAUUGUCACCCAUCAGCAUAUGAUUCCUGAAAAUGCCUUAGAGGAAAUCACUAAGAACAUGGACCCCAACCUUGUGAUACUAGAAAGGAAAGAUGGUACCCAGCUGAAACUUUCCCAGUUUCCUGCGCUUGAGCUGGAUAAGUUCCUGGAAGACGUAAGGAACGGGAUCUAUCCUCUUACGGCCAUCCGGAUGUCUGCUCCGCAGCAGCCACACAAAGAGGCAGUGCAGUCCCCCGUGGUCACGCCUUCCGUCAAGACUCCGACUCCCGAGCCUGCAGAGCUCGAGUACCGCAAGGUCCUUCAGAUGCAGUGCAAUAUUGAGCCAAUAGAAGAAGGUUCAAAGCACCAUCUUACCUUAUUACUGAAGCUUGAAGAUAAGCUUAACAGGCAUCUAAGCUGUGAUUUAUUACCCAAUGAGAACGUGCAGGAGCUGGCUGUGGAGCUAGUUCAGCUGGGGUUCGUCAGCGAGAUGGAUCAGCCACGACUGGCCUCCGUUUUAGAAGAGGCCUUCAGCAAGUUCUACAACCGCAGCGGUUCUUAUAACCCGGUCACUGUAUCAUCCUAGUAUUUAAGGUUCUGGUGUCCUUCCUCCAUCCUCAACUGAAGCAAAAGACUGAUUGGCUCAUGCAGAGGAUUUUGGGGCAUGUCACUGACUUCAAGGAGACCUCUACAAGCUGCCAGCAAUUGCUCUAGCUAACUGUUUAGGGAGAACAUGGCUGCAUUUCCCUCUAAACUAUUUUUCUUGAUACAUAUAUAAAAUGAGUGUUAUUCUUUAAAGUGUAUUUACAGCCAGAAGCGGUUAUAUAGCAUUAAGUAUAAAAACAGUUUUAGUAUACAGUGCUUGCCAACAACACGUGUGGUCACUUGCACUGAAUCAUCUGCAUUCCUUCAGUGUGUUACAUGCAUCGUUUGAUCUCAUGCUUAGGAAGAACUGUGCUUCACUCAGCAAGUCAGCUGUGAGAAGUGCAGUCAUAUAAUUAAUGUCAAGAAAGGGCAAAAUGCCUGAAAAUCUAAGCUACCAUAAUCAAUUGAAACAUUGAAGAUUUGCUCGAUUUAAGAUUUAUGCUAAAUAUGUUCAUCUGGAGUUUGAAAUUUGUAUAGUGCCAGUUUGAAUUCUAAGCAUUUCUGCUUUCUAUCGAACAUAUCUCUAAGAUUCCUUUAUAAACAAAACAGAGGUUUGUAUAUAAAGCUAUUGAUUUUUCAAAAUUAUUUUAUUUUGGAUUCUUUGUGACUUUUGGCUUUGUAUGUGUGCCAUCCUGUUAGGGUGAGUAUUGUUAGAAUUGGAUACUGAAAAUUUACUUUCUGGAAAUAUGUCAAUAUCUGGAAUACCAACUUGAUACCAUUCUAAAUACACAGAUGUCCCUUGAACAUUAUUUAGAAGAGGAAAUUUAGUAUUACUGAACACAUAUUAACUGCAAAGUUCAACUGUCCCAUUUGCACAAUACUCACUCUAUAUAUAUCUUGUGGUCUUCCCUAAGAAAUUCUUUGUACAGCAUCAAUAGCCAGCUGCACCAAUACUAAGUCCAGCUAAUACACUAGCAUAUGCACGUGAACUAAAUAUUGAAGAAACAUUUUCUGGAUCCAGCGCUUGUACGGUUGACUAAUGUUUACAUUGCUCAUGUACAGAAAGAUCAAACGAUAAGCCCCAGAUUUAACACUGAUCCAAGAUACUUACGUACCCGUAUUACCCAAAAUGGGUUUGUUGUUAGGACAAUGCUAAGCGUGAUGUUUAUCUAGAUCACUAAAUCUACCUUUGGUCCGCCCGCUAUGCUAUCAAGCAGAAGGUUGGAUCCAUGACUGAUUUGCAGUACGAUUGCGUAGAAUUUCAUUUUAUUUUAUUUUAUUUUAGUUUGUUUUCUGUAGUGAAUAUUCAUUUGUAUUUUGCCUGAGGAGAUUCGUUACUUAUGAAAUUACAGGGUAACGUUUUGUUUGCGACAAUUUGAGGGUUUUUUUCUUUUUAAGAAAAACUAUUUGUGUUAUGCUGCGAUUGUGUUUCUGCAAUGCAUGAAUCUAUAAUUUUAUAGCACACCCUUAAGUAAAGAAUUUUAAACGCUG